CAGCCUUGUCACUGUUUGCUUGUUCGCAGGUGUGUUCUCAUGGUGAUCCCACGUUGAGGGUGUUUGCUGCUGAAGCACUGACCACUCUUAUCAGAUCAGCACUGGAGACAACCUCUAAGCAGGACAUCAAACUCAUGAUGCUGUCUCCACUCAAGUAUUUGACUAAAAUCCCCUUCCCUGAUGUCAGACAAAAACAACUGGAGUGUGUUGCACAGGUGCUUCAGUCUACGCAGCAAAGCCUUCAGUCCAGCUGGCCCAUCCUUCUGGAUGUCAUCAGAUCAGCCACUGACUUGCAAAGUGAAUCACUGGUCCGCACCGGGUUUUCAAGUCUCCAGCUGGUGAUGGCUGACUUCCUCCCUACCCUACCCCCCUCCUGUGUUCCUGUCUGCGUCGAGGUUGGAGGUCAGUACGGCUUGCAGAAGAUGGAUAUCAACAUCCCAUUGACAUCUGUGGGACUGCUGUGGAAUAUGGCGGACUAUCUCUAUCAGAACCGGUCCUCUCUUCAAACCUCACUAGAGGCUCUCCGUUUCGACGCUGAUAAAACCAGGCAGACUGGUCAAGAGAACCAGACCCCCGUCUUGACGUUCUAUAAGACCCUGCAGAACCCUUCACUACCUGUGUUUGAUUCUGUUUGGUUGAUGCUUUUCAAGUGA
Messenger RNA from Halichondria panicea, 653 nucleotides. RefSeq names its product protein MON2 homolog. The record is from RefSeq and is a predicted model, not a curated record. The transcript has 5 exons. Lineage: Eukaryota; Metazoa; Porifera; Demospongiae; Suberitida; Halichondriidae. The coding region runs from base 135 to 653 and encodes 172 amino acids.